AUGAACCGAUCUUGCAACAAUUAUCGAUUCUAUCCUGUUGUAAAUAAAUUUGCAUUGAUUUUGAAUAUAUUAGCUGGACACAACGCAUAUGAGUUUAUCAGAAUUAAUCUACCAGGAUCAUUACCUUCUGCUACCACGUUGAAAACUUUUAAUCAAACGAUAAACGUACAGAUUAAUGAAUGUAAAUUUCGGUUUGAUUCUCUUAAAGAGUAUUUGAAUAAAACUGAUUCCAAUUACGUAUUUUUGUCUGAAGAUUCCACUAGUGUUAUCAGUUGUGUAUCUUACGAUGCCACAACUGACUGCUUAAUUGGAUUUUCUCCUUCAUUGUUAAAUGGAAUACCAUCCAUCAAUCAAUUCAAAACGGAUAGUCUAUGCGAAUUAGAAAAUUGGUUUGAAGAUCUAGACAAAUCUAAGCUAAUCAACGCACACGUUGUCGAACCAUUGCCAAAUAAUUUUUCAUCUACGGUUCAUUCGCGACCUUAUAUAUUAUCUGCUUACGGAACGAACAAUAAAUAUACUGGUAUGGAUGUUUUCGGUAUUGAUUUUGGUAGAAGCAGUGUUCAAAUCAUUCCAAAUGUUAAUCAGAAAGAAAAUGACCAUUGUUUUAUAACGAAGGCUGCUUCGUUAUCGUCCGAGAUCAGCAUUCAUACUUUAACAUCGAUUAUUGUAUUAGUAUCUGAAGGGCGUCUACCACCGUAUGCACUUCAUAUUCAUCUUUUCAGUAGCCAACCUUGUGAAGCUACCUUCCGUAGUGCACGCGCUUUAACUGGCACACUUUCGACGAUUACAAAUUUCUCAGUGUUACAAUUCAUGAAAGAAGCUUGUGGUGAUGAGUAUUCAUUGAAAUUUCCCGUUCAUCAUAAAAUUCGACUUGGUGAAAUUACUAAGUAUGUGCAUAAUUCGAAUACACCAAUCUUGAAAACAGACGACAUACAAAAAAUAGUCAUGAAAGCUGAUCUUCGAGCUGAAUCACUGAUGAAUGCUUUGGAAAUAUCUUACAUUCUCGAGUAA
This is a messenger RNA of Adineta ricciae, 1011 nucleotides long. The record is from the annotation of a GenBank genome assembly. NCBI's taxonomy places the organism in Eukaryota, Metazoa, Rotifera, Eurotatoria, Adinetida, Adinetidae.